Messenger RNA from Cyclocybe aegerita, 567 nucleotides. The record is from the annotation of a GenBank genome assembly. NCBI's taxonomy places the organism in Eukaryota, Fungi, Basidiomycota, Agaricomycetes, Agaricales, Hemipholiotaceae.
AUGCAGUCGACGAGGGCACUCAGGUUUAGCGCUAGCAUAGUCAGACACGCGCCAAAGUACCCCCGUCCAAAGCCUGGCACCGCAGAACGGCCAGCAUACCAUGCACCCGACCCUCUCCUCAACAACCCCAAGGCCGCUGUAACGAAGCUCGAGGACGGCGAACUUACCUUCAUUCACCGACCACCCCCCACCGCUCCUUCACCAUUCUCUCUCACGACCGCACCUUCUUCCCCACUGCUUCAGCCAAACCCUACACCGCUGGUUAGACCCCUCCCACCCCUUAGCCGGUCAGGUCCAAAACCACCAUCCCCGCGUCUUUCCGACGAGGAUCUGGCAAAGCUAAUUGAAUUACGGCGCUCAGACCCUGCAGCGUAUACGCGGGGUAAGCUGGCCAAGAUGUUCAACUGUACACAGGUCUUCGUUGGCCAGGUCGCCCCUCUAAAAAAACCGGCACGGAGGACGAUUUUGAAGGCGCGAAAUCUCGAGCACGAGAAGAACAGGGAGGGGUGGAGCGAAAAGCAUUCCAUCGUGAAGGCCAUUCGCGCGAAAAGACGCGAGCUGUGGUGA